AUGUCUUGUACACAGGCCGGUGCCCGGGCCAUGUGGCGACAGCUCUCCAGUCCCUUGAAUAGGGUCUUCCAAAAACACGUCAGACAAGAAGAUGACCUCGCUGACCAGCCAAAGCGCUUGGCUGCCCUUGUUGCCCCCAUUUGUUCUCAAAUGCUAGAACAGUUAAACUAUCCGGGUGCCCCACAGCUGGAAGGUGAAGCUGUUGAGGUACUCUUGGCGUACAUGUACAAUAGGGCUGUGAAGAUUGGAGUUCCUCUUGAUACUCACAUCUCUGCGAAGGGGUUUCGUCUGGGUUAUGCUGAAGGAUUGCUCGCCCAUCCCAGGCAUCCGGUUGAAGUCCAGGGAUACGUCGGACUCUUCACCUGGCUUGUCGUUCAGUACGACGAUAUCGUAGGGCAAAACAACCAGAUGGUGGAGGAGGCGCUCCUUUUUCAUGAAAGAUUGUUCCGAGGCGAGCCCCAGCCAAACUACUUACUUGAGGGAAUUGCCGGACUUCUUCGCGAAGCCCGCGACCACUUCGACACCGUCUUAGCGAACAUGCUCCAGAUCUCGGUGCUCAAAUUCCUGACGAGUAAUUUAUUGGAACGACACAGCGGUUUCCAACACAUGUCUGUCACGCGAGCAGGGCAAAAGUUCCCAGACUUUUAUCGAGACAUGUCGGGCAUGGACCAGGCCUAUGCUGUGUUCUGCUAUCCCAAAGCGCUAUACCCGGAUGUCGGAGCCUUUCUAGAGGCAAUCCCAGACAUGGCUAAUUUUAUUAAUAUAUCUAACGACGUCUUGUCUUUCUACAAGGAAGAGCUAAGCGGAGACACGAGAAACUAUGUUCAUAACCGCGCCACGUGUACUGGCAAGCCAGUGCUGACUGUGGUAGCGGAAGUAAACCGAGAGUCAAUAGCAUCAGCAAGGCGGGUUGAGAAGAUCCUCAAAGGAAGAGGCAUAUACGAACAGUCCUGGAACGAUAGUGUCAGGGGCUAUAUGGCGAUGCAUACGACCAACCCCCGAUACAAGUUGACCGAUCUAGGAAUCGGCGAGGAGCACCCACUUGCUCCAUUCGAACACAGAAUCGGCCAAUUGUUUGAGCAAAUGAGCCGAAAGGAAUGA
Messenger RNA from Colletotrichum paranaense, 1101 nucleotides. RefSeq names its product longiborneol synthase. Gene Ontology annotation, molecular function: carbon-oxygen lyase activity, acting on phosphates. The transcript has 3 exons. The record is from RefSeq and is a predicted model, not a curated record. Lineage: Eukaryota; Fungi; Ascomycota; Sordariomycetes; Glomerellales; Glomerellaceae. The coding region runs from base 1 to 1101 and encodes 366 amino acids.